Artibeus jamaicensis (Jamaican fruit-eating bat) is the source of this 5107-nucleotide messenger RNA. It is a transcript of the gene PIP5K1C, whose product is annotated as phosphatidylinositol-4-phosphate 5-kinase type 1 gamma. NCBI's taxonomy places the organism in Eukaryota, Metazoa, Chordata, Mammalia, Chiroptera, Phyllostomidae. The record is from RefSeq and is a predicted model, not a curated record. Gene Ontology annotation, molecular function: phosphatidylinositol kinase activity. The transcript is spliced from 19 exons. The coding region runs from base 109 to 2205 and encodes 698 amino acids. Gene Ontology annotation, biological process: phosphatidylinositol metabolic process.
CCCUCCCUCCGCCCUGCAGCCGGCGGCGGUUGUUGUUCAGCGGCGGCAGCCGCUGCUUGGGUUGUAACCUCCGGCCGCCCGCUCGCUAGUCGGUCCGCGUGCGUGGCUAUGGAGCUGGAAGUGCCGGACGAGACGGAGAGCGCCGAGGAGGGGACCGUGACCUCGGAGGUGACCUGGACUGCGGAGAGCAGCGCGGCGUCAGGUUUGACCCAGAAAAAGAUGGCCCUGACUGAGGCCCCGAUGAUGACCGGACAGCUGGGCCCUGGUCACGGGAGGAAGCUGGGCCAUCGGGGUGUGGACGCAUCUGGUGAAACCACUUACAAAAAGACCACGUCUUCCACCCUGAAGGGGGCCAUCCAGCUGGGCAUUGGCUACACUGUGGGCAACCUGAGCUCCAAGCCAGAGCGCGACGUGCUCAUGCAGGACUUCUACGUCGUGGAGAGCAUCUUCUUCCCCAGCGAAGGCAGCAACCUCACUCCCGCCCACCACUUCCAGGACUUCAGGUUCAAAACUUAUGCACCUGUCGCCUUCCGCUACUUCCGGGAACUCUUUGGGAUCCGGCCAGAUGAUUACUUGUACUCGCUGUGCAACGAGCCACUGAUCGAGCUCUCCAACCCCGGCGCCAGCGGCUCCCUCUUCUACGUCACCAGCGAUGAUGAGUUCAUCAUCAAGACCGUGAUGCACAAGGAGGCAGAGUUCCUGCAGAAGCUGCUGCCCGGCUACUACAUGAACCUCAACCAGAACCCGCGGACGCUGCUGCCCAAGUUCUACGGGCUGUACUGCGUGCAGUCGGGAGGCAAGAACAUCCGUGUGGUGGUCAUGAACAACAUCCUGCCACGCAUGGUCAAGAUGCACCUCAAGUUCGACCUCAAGGGCUCCACAUACAAGCGGCGGGCUAGCAAGAAAGAACGGGAAAAGAGCAGCCCCACCUACAAGGACUUGGACUUCAUCCAGGACAUGCCGGAGGGGCUCCUGCUCGACGCCGACACCUUCUCUGCGCUCGUCAAGACGCUGCAGCGGGACUGUCUGGUGCUAGAGAGCUUCAAGAUCAUGGACUACAGCCUGCUCCUGGGCGUGCAUAACAUCGACCAGCAGGAGCGGGAGCGGCAGGCCGAGGGUGCCCAGAGCACGGCGGACGAGAAGCGGCCGCUGGGCCAGAAGGCGCUUUACUCCACAGCCAUGGAAUCCAUCCAGGGCGGCGCCGCGUGUGGGGAGGCCAUUGAGACAGAUGACACAAUGGGUGGGAUCCCAGCUGUGAAUGGCCGAGGGGAGCGUCUGCUUCUGCACAUCGGGAUCAUCGACAUCCUGCAGUCCUACAGGUUCAUUAAGAAGCUGGAACAUACCUGGAAGGCUCUUGUCCAUGAUGGGGACACCGUCUCUGUCCACCGGCCGAGCUUCUAUGCCGAGCGUUUCUUCAAGUUCAUGAGCAACACGGUUUUUCGGAAGAACUCCUCCCUGAAGUCGUCGCCAUCCAAGAAGGGCCGUGGCGCCCUGUUGGCAGUCAAGCCCCUCGGUCCCACAGCUGCCUUCUCAGCCAGCCAAAUCCCCAGUGAGCGGGAGGACGCACAGUAUGACCUGCGGGGGGCCCGCAGCUACCCCACGCUAGAGGACGAAGGCUCCCAUUGCCUCCUCCCUGCAGGUCGGCCCGACCUCCUGCCCUGCACCCCACCUUCUUUUGAAGAGGCCACCACUGCAUCUAUCGCCACGACCCUGUCUUCCACGUCCCUCUCCAUCCCAGAGCGGUCCCCCUCGGAGACCUCAGAGCAGCCAAGGUACAGGCGGCGCACGCAGUCCUCGGGACAGGAUGGCCGGCCCCAGGAGGAGGCGCGCGUGGAGGAGGACCUGCAGCAGAUCACGGUGCAGGUGGAGCCCACAUGCAGUGUGGAAAUAGUAGUCCCCAAGGAGGAGGAAGAGGGGGCGGAAGCUUCCCCAGCCUGUUCCUCUGCUGCAGUUGUCGAAGUAGAAACUGCCAGCCAGGCCUCAGAGCCUGCCAGCCAGGCCUCGGACGAGGAGGACGCACCCGCUGCUGACAUCUACUUUUUCGCGGACGGGAGGUACUGGACUUACUCUCCCCGGCAUCACCGACUGCAGGCCAUGACGCUGAGCUCCUCGGGGACUCCCACCGAUGAGAGGAGCUGGGUGUACUCCCCACUCCACUAUAGCGCACAGGCCCACUCAGCCUCCGACGGCGAGAGCGACACAUAAUUUCUGUGCAGUCACCAGCCCACAGGAACGGAGCACGCGCUCCUGGCCCAGCCUGGCCCAGAGCACGGGGGGCGCCACCCGGCUGCCACUGGAUGUCGCUCGCCCACGUCCUCCCCUUGGCGAUGGUCACUGACGCUCCGGGCUGCAGCGCGAUCGCCCCCGGCUCCGGCACCCCCCUGCGCCUGUGAUACUGUGAACCUCCCUGAGUCUCCAAACACGUAUUUAUUUUGGGUCCUUACUCUUUGCACACAGACGGCAGCACAUGAGUGCUUUUUUGGAACAAGGAAAAAAAAAGGACACAGUGGAAAAAGAAGCAGCUCCAUUCUAAGCACUUUUUAGUUCUUUGCUACACUUGCAUGUGUCUCACUGAGGGAAAAAGACCCACCUGCUGCAACCCCUCUCUGACUGUCCGCAGGUGCUUCCCUGCUCCACCUUUGCCUCGAGUGGGGCACCUAGGAGGGCAGAGCCACCAGACCUGCCCUGGUCCCCAGGGCACCUCUGGAGGCCACCCACUCAGCAGCUGCUCUUGGCUCAGGUCUGUGAGCUGGACACCUGUCCUCGGGGGAGGCCAACCGGUGGUCCUGGGGUGGCGCGACACCCUGCUGACCCCUUGGUCUCUCAGCAUCUGUUUCCCACCACGCCCUCCUUCCAGGCGACGGGGGCAGAAGUAGCCAGGCAGUGACUAGAAUGCAGACACGUGACUGCCCCUCAUGGUGGAGCUCAGGGCUGUGGGCGUCUUAUCCACACGGACUGCUCAGCGUCUGGAAGAUAGGGCCCAGGUGAUGGAGACGGCCUUUCAAAGCAGGCUUUCCAGAACAUCCGACUCUGAGAGGAGACGCCGGCCCUCAGCCACAGGACUCCCGGAGAGCUCGUGUCCCAGAGCAGGGCCCUCCCGCAGGUAGGGACAGGGCCCAGGGGGCCAGACUGUCCCGUAAGAGUUCCCCCUGACUGGGUGGGAAGCCUCUCUCAUUUUUAAAUGAUGAUGUCUGCACUGACUAAAGGAUGGGGAAGACAUUCUUCAUGAAAAACAAGACUUUUUUUGGUCAUCUUCAGCAGAGGCAGCCAUUCCUGGGCUCAGAGCUCCAGUGAGUGGCCGCAGGGUCAUCCUGCUGUGUCUGGAGGGGGCCGCCGGAACCAACGGCUUGGCAGGAUUUCUCCCUCCCCCACCUAGACACACUCCCACUGCCUGAGGUGAGCAGUGAUGGCUGUCCCCUCUGCACUCUGCAGACCCACACCACCUCGGUCCCACGUGGGAGGAGCUAGGGACAGGCUGGGAGCGAAGCCAGACCUUUUGGAAGAGUUUCUCCCCAGCCCCUGCCUCCCUGGUGGAGCCCGAGACAGCCAGACACCCACGGAUCCAGGAAUCUGACUUUCUCAGUCCCUGAAGCCACCUGAGCUGCUGCUCCUCCUCCUGCCACGCAGGCCCCUUGUCUCACCACGGACAGCCUACUGGGCGGAACCUGCUAGUCUGGCUCUUCUCCGGAGGGUGAGGCUGCACCCCAAGGGCUCUCCUCUCACUGUCAGCAUGGGAACAGCACCCCAGCUCUGAGCAUGGCCUUGGGGGACACUCUAUGCAGCCUGGGGAAAGGCACCCCCAGAGGACCUGUCAGGAUGAGCUUGUGGGUGGCCCAAAUAAGCAAAAAGAGCAUCUUCUCUCUGCUGCCCAAAGAGUGUUUGUCCAGGCCCUGGGGAGCAUCCUCACCUGGGCCUCAGACUGGUGCCUGUCUGCAGGCGCCAUGGCCACAUGCCACGAGUCACCAGUCUGUCCCUGACCAGUCCCACCAAGAGGGAAGGCAGGCAGAGCUCAAAAGGCACACAUCAGACCUGGAAGAUUACCAGGGACUGCUGUGUCACCCAAACACCAAUGUGAGAGUCCUCACCCAGGCCCCCAGAGACCGGGACCAGAGAUGUUCUGAGCCCUGGUGGGGAUGACCAGUGCAGCAGCCCAGUUCUGGAGCAGUGGGCUCUGCAUCCAGGGCAUCCUUGGCCAGGGUAUCUGGAGCUAUAGGAGCGAGGAGGGGAGCUGCCUGCGUGGCCCCAUCAGGUCCCUAGUCCCUGCUGGGUCCCUUGAGCUUUCCUGAAUGAAUCACAGGACAAAUGUGCUGGUCAAAUGCUGACUCAAUAGGAGUAAUUCGAAAACCUUCUGGAUAUAACAUUUCUGUUUUUGUUUUAAGUCAGGAGACCCUUUGGAGACGCAUUUUGUGUUGUACUAUUUGUCCCAGGACUGGGCAGGGGAGCAGGAAGGCAAGACCUUAUUUAUAACUGUGUACUGAACCCAUGGCCUUCCUCACACCCCUGACCAGGAAGGCCCUGGACUCACCCAGCUGUCACCCUGCCCCACCCCCCACGAGGUCCUCCAGAUGGAAAUCUGUAAAUUGCCCCGUUUCCCUCAUGGCUCAUUUCUGAUGGCCGCUGUCUGGUCGCUGUCGCUGAGAAUGUGAGCAGCGUCUGAUUCGCUGUACUGUAAAAACAAAAGGCAUAUCCCGAGGCUGACAAGGGGGAGCCUUCUGUGAGUCCCCUGCCAGCCUUCUCUCAACCCCUUUGCCUCCACCACCUGGCUCAGUGCAAUACUCCCAUCCCUGAUGGGGUCUCUUGCCAUGGUACUGUCGCCGCAGCCCCUCGGUCCCUAGCCCAACCUUGUUUUUAUGGCUGAACUGAUUUCAAAACACAGUGUAACUGCAAACCUUGUGUGUCUUAACUGUCACCGGGGCUUCUGCGUGCUCAGCCCCCGGUCUGGUAUGUGACAAUCCGGAGUGCAGCCUCCUGUGGGCGCCUCUGUAACCCUGCAGCCACUGCUGGCCCCGAUGACACUCGUAUGCAGCCCCGGGCCCCGUCCCCGCCUCCCCUUCCUCUUUUUAUGUUGAAAGGUCUCUCUAAUAAAUUGGGUAAUAAGCAUCCGCCA